Linum trigynum is the source of this 723-nucleotide messenger RNA. The record is from the annotation of a GenBank genome assembly. Lineage: Eukaryota; Viridiplantae; Streptophyta; Magnoliopsida; Malpighiales; Linaceae.
AUGCAUUUGGAAAAAGGAAAUACAUCAUCCCAAGGUGGCCUUGGGAACACCACUCCAAUGGCUCUUAUCACUGCUGCAGGGGAAUCCUCUUCUCCAAUCUCACCGACGAUGGGGAACAAUCUCUUCCUAGGUCAGAGAUCCAUAACGGAUACUGACAUCUUUCCUCACGCAUCACCCUCCUUGCAACAAAAGCUUUGUUCCCCAAGGAGGCUCGAGGAUGACUUGGAAGAUGUGACUGCGACGGUGCAGUACUCCCUGGAUCUUAACGUGGGAGCAAAACCUAGGGGAGACACCCCUCCUCAGCUGAACAAAGGGACUUGGCUCAUCUGCUUGGGCCCAGAAGAAGAGGUGGGCUUCGUGGGUCAGACAUACAACUAUGGAAGCCCGCAAUAUAUGGAGGAGCAUCAACCAUUAACCAUUGUCCAAGAAGCCCAACUGAACUAUGAAAGGGCGCUUGGACGGGCUGGAAAGAAGAGAAAACAGGAGUGGCUUCUCAAUCUGGCAGGAGGCCCUAGUGGAGAGUUUCUCCAUACUAACUUGUCCAAACCUUUUAUGUUUAGCCCAGGUAUAGAAGGCAACACAUCGGGGGAUAAAAGGAAAAAGAUUGGAGCCAAGAAGAGAAUGAUGGAAGGGGUUUCAACUGAAACUCAUAGAGCAGGGGAAGAGAACUACUCCUCCUCUCAGGCAGCGGUGGGAAGCCUCAACCCACCUAAUCCGGAAUGA